UGACGCGUAAGAGUAGCUGGACUGCCUGAGAGUUUUGCAGCGCGUGUAUCGUCACGGAGAGUAACUGAGGCGAGAUGGCAGAGGUGAAAGUGAAGCAAGAGAGCGGAGACGCAGCGGAGAUAGAGGCUAGGAUUAUAGAGCUGUGCCAACAGUUUCCUCAUGGAAUCACAGAUCAAGUUAUUCAGAAUGAGAUGCCUCAUAUUGAAGCCAAACAGAGGGCAAUGGUUAUCAACAGACUUCUAUCGGUGGGCCAACUGGACCUUCUCAGAAGUGGCACAGGUCUUUUGUACAGAAUUAAGGAUGCACAGAGCGCCAGUAAAAUAAAAGGUUCAGACAACCAAGAGAAACUAGUUUAUCAGAUUAUAGAAGAUGCUGGCAAUAAAGGUAUUUGGAGCCGAGACAUAAGAUACAAAAGCAAUCUUCCUUUGACCGAGAUCAACAAAAUUCUGAAGAACAUGGAGAGCAAAAAACUCAUUAAAGCAGUCAAGUCAGUAGCGGCCUCAAAAAAGAAAGUUUACAUGCUGUACAACGUACAACCUGAUCGCUCGGUGACAGGAGGAGCUUGGUACAGCGACCAGGAUUUUGAGUCUGAAUUUGUGGAAGUCUUAAACCAGCAAUGUUUUAAAUUCCUGCAAAGCAAGGCAGAAGCAGCCAGAGACAGCAAACAGAAUCCAAUGAUCCAAAGAAACAGUUCAUUUGCCUCAUCCCACGAAGUUUGGAAAUUCAUCUGUGAGCUGGGCAUUAGCAAGGUUGAAUUAUCAAUGGACGAUAUUGAAACCAUUCUAAACACAUUAAUUUAUGACGGGAAAGUAGAAAUGACCAUAAUCGCUGCAAAGGAGGGGACGGUUGGCAGCGUGGAUGGACAGAUGAAGCUCUAUAGGGGAGUAAAUCCCAUUUUGCAGCCGGCAGGCUUGGUGCGUACACCUUGCGGCUUGUGCCCGGUCUUUGACGACUGUCACGAAGGAGGUGAUAUCUCUCCGUCCAACUGUAUAUACAUGACAGAGUGGAUGGACUUUUAAUACACCCUUACUGAUUCUCUAGAGCGGAGGCGUUUAACUUUGGUUUUAGGACAUCCUCAUGUGAUCACAGGAAGACUAGGAAACAACUUGAUCCGCCUGCGAGGGGAAGACGGAAAACCUGCACUGUUUUGGCUCGGAAGAUUGCCACGGAACAUCUUAUUUCUAAGUGACUGGAAUCUAGGCAGGUGUCAAGAGACAUAACCAGAAGACAUGUAUAACCUCAAUAGACCUGCAUUGACCACCACGGAAUGACUCACUGUGAAGAUCACGCUAAAAAUAUUUAUUUUAGUUAUUUCAGCGUUUUACUCUUUGAAUCCAACCUCUUUAGGGUUUUUUU
Molecule: messenger RNA, 1356 nt
Organism: Spea bombifrons (plains spadefoot toad)
Lineage: Eukaryota; Metazoa; Chordata; Amphibia; Anura; Pelobatidae
Gene: POLR3F
Product: RNA polymerase III subunit F
Exons: 9
Coding region: 75-1019 (314 amino acids)
Biological process (GO): transcription by RNA polymerase III
Cellular component (GO): RNA polymerase III complex
Source: RefSeq, a predicted model, not a curated record